AUGCGGCAGCUGCAGCAACUGCUGCUCCUUCUCGGCUCCCUCCAGCCGAUCGCGUGGACCCACCCGAUGGCCAGGAGCGUGGAUCGAUCGGCUGAUUGGCCGGGCGAAAUGACCGACCACGAGAUGUUGGCCAUGCAGUUUUGGAUGGCCGUUGGCUUGGCCAUUUGGGUGUGUCUUUGCGGGUUCGUGUCGCUGUGCCUUGGCUUGUACUUCUUUCGAAAGUGGGGCCGCGAGACUGCUCUCGGUCUACCGGCCGCCACCGCCCCCAUCCCGAACAUCUUCCUCAAUUACAACACCGCCAACGAAAAACUGUCCGGCCGUAGCCAAGCGGAAUCCGGGGCCUCAACCCGCCCUCUACAAAAGCAAGAUGCCGCCGAGAAAAGCGCCGAGCCGCCCAGCGAGAAGGAGCACCACGAGCCGGACAAGCCGAGGAAGUCGGGCAGCAAGGAGAGCAAGCCAAGAUCACCUGUAACCCCCGCGGCUGCGGCGAAGAAGACCGCCCCGUUGCCGCGCGUCGCCAAAACCGCGCCGCACAAGACCAUUUUCCGCGCCGCGGAGCUGCCGCCGCCCACGUGGGAAGGGUCCCAGGAUGUGCCAUGCUUUCCCAAGACGGCUGCUCCUCUUCCGGCCACUGGCUACGGUAGCCCGCAAGACAAGGAGGAGCCUCAUGUGCCAAACGCCAGCAAGGAGCUACCGAAAGAAAAUCGCGACCCAGCCCUCGAUCAAGCCGAGACUAAAGCCAACCGCACGCAGUCGUCGAAGGGGUCACGCAAGCGCGGUACGAGCAGCUACAAGCCGCCCGUCAACAAGAUGCGCAACGUGCCAAAUGAUGACAUCACCCAGACCUCGCAGAGCCACCACAGGUCGUAUGUGCCGCUGCGGUUGGCCCCGACCAUUGAAGUUGCUCCAACGGGUUCGCAGGAGAACGCGCAGCAGAACGGGGAUGGGAUGGCCCCGGCGAUGCUCACCAAUGAGCAACCGAACGAGCCCCAAAAAGAUGAGGAGCCGCAGCUCCCCCCGCAGUCGGCCUACAUGCCCGUGGCGGCGGCCGACCUUGCUGCCGGCGGCGUCCACUCGAUGUACAUGCCUGCCGCGAAGAAGACA
This is a messenger RNA of Mesorhabditis spiculigera, 1104 nucleotides long. The record is from the annotation of a GenBank genome assembly. NCBI's taxonomy places the organism in Eukaryota, Metazoa, Nematoda, Chromadorea, Rhabditida, Rhabditidae.